AGCUCUUCGACAUCGGCGGCUCGUGGCACGGAAAAACGCUAAGACCGCGCAAAAUUUAACAUCGCCCGUCCACACACACACACACACAUACAGUCACAAGCGACAGUGUGUUCCAUAUGUGUAAUCAAAUCGUUCGGAGCCCCGCCGUUUAUAUAUAGAAAAUUUCAACGCACGCAGCUCUGAGGAAAACUAAAAUACGAAAAUAAAUUACGAAAAUCGUGGCCACUUUUCACAAGGCGCACCAAAAAAAAUGAAAUGAAUAGUAUCGCACUUUCCACGGGCUCGCGUUAAUCGCAGUUAUUAUCGUUAUUAUUAUUCGCAUUACGCAUACGCCCCGUGUCCCGCUCGGCGUGCUUGUGUGCCUGUGUGCGGUGGAGAGCGAAAAGAAAAGCUCUGCUUGCGUCGCCGUCGACGUUGCGACUCCACCCUAAAUUGUAUAUCAAUUUUGAAGUGGUAUUUCGUGUUUCUCAAAGUGUACCGCCUGCCUGCUUGACCAGAAACGGGGCCAAAUGCCACGAUAUAGUCCCUACGAACAAUACCAGUGAGAAUCGAAUCGAAUCGAAAACAAAAAACACAAGGAAAAUGCGAGAAAAAUGUUUGGUUUAUGCGAAAAGUUGAUGACACAUUUCGCUGUCAUUUUGACCGCAUUUUCUCUCUCCCAGCCGCUGUUGUUGUUGCUGAUUUGCGGGCCGCAUGGCGGCACCUUCCCCACGCCCUUCACCACCCACUGGGCGGAGGCCUCGGCGGCGGAUGAAGCCGUCGGCAAGUGGGCAACCCAGUUUGGCGACGAGCUGUUCGCGCUGGCGCAGAAGAUCACCAAGUCGCAGGAGAUCAAGGAGAAGUACAAGGAGUACAAUGCCCGCGUGGAGCUGAAGAACGGCACCGAACUGAUUAAGUCGAUAACGAAAAAUGUGGGCAGAAUGCUGGCGAGGAAGAUGGACGCGGUGCGCUGCAUCCAGGAGCGGGCGGAAUACGUGAACGAGAACUUUGAGUUUAAUCUCACCUAUGCGCUGCAGAACUUCACCUACUUCUCUAGCAAGUAUUCGACCUUCAAUGGAAACAGUUCCGAGGAGCUGGAACCGAAUGAGGCUGAGUUCGCCUGGAUGUAUCGGAAUAUGGAGCUGAAUCCGGACACACACUUCUACAAUACGCCAGUGGACACGGAACACAGUUCGGUGCACGUGCCAUCGAAUAUAUGGGAUCGGUCGGAGCGCGUUCUGAAGACCAUAAUGUGGUCCGAGCAUCUGGACGAGGUGUUCCGGCAGAAUUACCAAUCCGAUCCGGCCUUGUCUUGGCAGUACUUUGGCUCCGAUACGGGAAUCCUUCGGCACUAUCCGGCUGCCCAAUGGACUGAUACCAGACCAAAUCGGGAUGAUGCCGACACCUAUGAUUGCCGCAAGAGGUCUUGGUACAUUGAGACAGCCACGUGCUCAAAGGACAUUGUCAUCCUGCUGGAUCAUUCGGGUUCAAUGACGGGUUUCCGGCAUCACGUGGCAAAGUUCACCAUUCGCAGCAUCCUAGACACUUUCUCCAAUAAUGAUUUCUUCACCAUUCUGCGGUACUCGAGUGAGGUGAAUGACAUAAUACCCUGCUUCAAUGGAGCCCUCGUCCAGGCGACACCUGAAAACAUAGAGGUCUUCAACCAGCAAAUCGAACUGUUGGACGAUCCCGAAGGAUAUGCUAAUCUCACCUUGGCCUACGAGACGGCCUUCCAACUGCUGCGAAAAUACUACGAUAGUCGCCAUUGUGUCACCAAUUCAACGUGCAACCAGGCCAUCAUGCUGGUCACCGACGGAGUGGCUGGAAAUACCACCGAAGUCUUUCAGAAGUACAACUGGGGCAAUGGCGAAAAUGGAACCUCGCAGAUGGACACCCGUGUGUUCACCUAUCUGCUGGGCAAGGAGGUCACCAAGGUGCGCGAAAUCCAGUGGAUGGCCUGCCUCAAUCGGGGCUACUACUCGCAUGUCCAAACUUUGGAUGAGGUCCACGAGGAGGUGCUCAAGUACGUCGAUGUCAUUGCCACGCCCUUGGUGCUGCAGAACGAACAGCAUCCGCCCACCUGGACGCACGCCUUCACCGAUAAAACGUACGAUCCAAAAACUUCCAAUGAGAAACGACCUCGCCUAAUGAUAUCCGUGGGAGUGCCCGCCUUCGAUCGCUUCUAUCGCCACGUGAACAGCACCAAUCCGAGGGCACGUUUGUUGGGAGUCGCUGGAACAGACGUGCCCGUGGAAGAUAUAGACAAGCUGACACUGCCCUACAAGCUGGGUGUUAAUGGCUACUCUUUUGUGGUGUCCAACAAUGGAUAUGUUCUGCUGCAUCCCGAUCUGCGACCCAUUGGGACCAAUGGAAAGAUGAAUCCCAACUACAACAGCAUCGAUUUCACCGAAGUGGAGCACCUGUUCGAGGACCAAAGUCCUCGGGAACCGGGCGAAUCUAUUCUACACAUACGCAACGCCAUGGUGCGCCACGAAGCCAAUGAGUUCAAGAGCAUAUCGGUCAAGUUUCACUAUGACAAGAUGCGCCGUGUUUCCGAGGAGAAGCAGGACUACUUCUUUGCCCCGCUGCCCAACACACCAUUCACCUUGGGCAUCGUAAUGCCCACCGAAUAUGGCAAAACUUGGAUCAAAGUUGGCGAGGAGGUGGACAAGAACAAGCACAUGAAGAUAAAUAUAUCGGACUUCUUCAUCGGCGAAAACUGGAAAGUUCAUCCGGAUUGGGUUUAUUGCAAAUACCACUAUCUGGAGGGUCAUGAGUUUAAAACACCUGAGGCGGAGUUGCGCGAGUUUCUGGCCAAGAUGCAAAACGAUUGGAAGUGGUCAGAGCAGUAUGCGGAGGAUGAAUCCGACUGGGACGACAAAGAUGAUCUGAACUGUGGUCGCAAAACGCUUGGUGAUGAUGCCUACUAUUGCAACAAGGAGCUGGUGAACCUGCUCAUCUUCGACGCCAAGGUAACGAAUUCCAGCUACGGUGUUUGGCGCUUCGAGAGCGACGAGGAACGGCAGUUGAUCGAGCGUUUCGGUGCUGAUCUGCGAUUUGUGGCCACCAUGAGUGGCCUGACCCGCUGGCAGUUUAUCUUCGGAGAGGUUGAGGUGGACACGGAUCGGGAAUUCGGGGAUUACCACACCACGGCCAUCGAUGAGACCUGGUACAAGAGUGCCAUUCUGCAGCAUCACGAGGAUCGAGCGGAGAGCUUCGUCUACUCGGUGAAGUACUACGAUGAUCCCAUGGAGGACAGCGAGGUCAAGGUCACCGCCUCACAUGCCAUCUUUCCGAGGGACGGCGGCAAGGAGGCGCCCGCCUGCGUAGUGGGCUUCCAGUUUUCCCACGCCCGCAUGUGGGAGCGCUUCUUCAGCAUCACCGCAGUGGAUCAUUGCAACCACUGCUUACCCAUCUGCACUGAUGACGACGUGGAUUGUGUGGUGAUUGACAAUAAUGCGUACAUCGUGAUUGGACAGAAUAUCAACACCACUGGCAAGUUCUUUGGCGAGUUCCACGGCGAUGUCAUGACUGCGAUGGUGGAACGGGGCAUCUUCCUCAGCAUAGAGGUAUACGAUUACCAGGAGCAAUGCAAGGAGGAGCCAAAGGCGGGUAGCGAUGGACACGGUCUGCUGCAUCCUCUUCGAUUGUUAAGCCUCGGCUGGAAGUAUUUAGUAGGCCGACUCUUCUUUGAAUACCAGAGGAUUCAAUGGUGGGCUGAUGGAGCGCCAUUUAUGGAAUACACAGAUGAGAUUGAAGACGAGUACGUGGCCGUGGGUGAUGGAGGAAAGUCUUCAGCUUCGAAGCCAAAAGAUGAUAGCGACGACGAAAACGCCAUGUUCGAUGAACCCGAACCCGAUCCCAUCUAUAAGGCGUGUGACAAGCGAUCCACUCUUUAUGCACUGCAGCCAUCUGCCCUCGUGGGCAUCAAUGACUUUGUGGAGGCGCCUUCAACUCGACCCUUCUUGGUCAAGAAGAUCCCGAACUCCAAUCUGGUGCUGGUGGUGGUCAAUGUCCUGAUGCCGUCGCGUAGCGUUCGCCUGACCACCGAACCCCAGCGGAUGGAAUACGAUAAGGAAUUCCCCUGCUAUAAGCUCAACAUGAGCUUCUACGAACGGCGGCGCAUCGAAGAGUGUUAUACGGUACACGAAGAUGAGGAACUGUACACCUAUUGCGGCAAUGCCUCGCGGCUGGUUUUGACGCUUCAGCUAAUGCCGCUGACCAUAAUUUUAGUGUUUUACCUGACGCACAGCUUUAUGCGUUAGGUACAAUGUACACAGAACUAUACAUUAUACAACUAUUAUGUACUAUACGCGACUACGAUCGGUUUGUUGUUUAUACAUAUACAUAUAUAUAAAUAUAUUUUUGGUUUUCUAUAGAUCGUAAACUAUGCCGUAGUCCAAUACUUUGUCGAAUGUUUAACAACAGCGCAAAAAAAACAAAAACUGGCACAAUCUUCGGUACUAAAACCACUAUAAGCAAGAACAAUUUCAACUUUUAGACUUACAAACUGCGCCAAAAAUUAUGAAACUGGGUCUUACUUUAUUUUAAAAAUGUAGUGAACGAUGGAGGCCGCUGUAAGCAGAGGAGACAACUUAAAGACCAACGAUUUCACACGAUGAGUUUCCUUGUUCCAAGCUGCUCCUUCAACAGUUUCUUAGAAUCUUAAUGAACGCAAUGUUUUUUUAUAUAUACAAUACCUAACGCCUAUAGAAAAAGAACCCACGUUUCAAGGACUAUUUUGAUAGAUUAAUAUGGUGCAACCAAUGCCAAAUAUUAAAUGAAUAAAUUAGCAAAAAAUUAGUAAAUGCGAACAAAAAUAAUUCGAAUGACAAUUAUUUUUGUAAUUUUAUAAAACUUAGUUGAUUUUGUACAACAAUAAAACGUAUAAAUAUUAUAAAACACGUAAAAUGAUGGAGAAGCAAAAAAAUACACAAAACACCUACUUUUGUUAGGAAUAUUCGCGAUUUCUCAAAGCCGAAUAGAAUGGUUUUCGUUUUUGAACGCAGCCUAAAACGGUUUACAACAGAUAAUAUUUAAUGUUAAUGCGGCGAACAUUUUUCAUAUGUUUUCCAACGGUUUUGUAAAGUGUACUUUAUUGAAUGUAAUGUUUUUAAAACGGCAAGUUAACGCACAGAUUUGUAAAACCAAGCAUAGGACCACCUGUAAAGUAUGCAAUACUUAUUUAAUACUGAGUUCGAAAACCCCAUCUAUAAUUUACAGCGCUCUUCAGGCCUUACACUAAGUCGAAAGUCUUUAGCAAGAUUUACACGGAAGAUGGAAGGGGAAACCAAACCUUAAAUGAAUACCAACCUAAUUGCCUUUGUAUCGUAUUUCGAAUGUGGAAACAAUUUAUGAACUUUAUGAAUUUAUGCCUAGAAACCUAAAACAAAAUAUGUAAGAUUAUGAUGAAGACAAUUUAAAUUAAGAUUAUUUUCAAGGAAAUGAAAUCAAAAGAAGACGGAGUUUUUAAAGGUGAGCUAAGAUGCUGAGAUGAAUGGCAAAAUGAAAUGAAAACAGUUAACUAUUAAAUGUAAUUUUUUAAACAAACUGAAUUACUAAUACAACCUUUAUUUUUUGGAGUGUUUAAACGUUGUAAAAUGUAUAAAAAAUAUGACAUAACAAAAUCUAGUUAUAAUGGUAUACGUGGAUUUGCUGCAAGUUCAUCAUCAAGUUAAUGUUCAUCUCUAUGAGUUAUAGGCUCUUUUUAAUCACAUUUUAUUAAAUUUCGACACGUAUACACAAUGUAUAUGACAUGUCCACUAAUAAUAAGAAAUGAUAAACAUUUUAAAUUUCCUUAGCAAAAUAAAUGAACUAAUCGUCGACAAAUA
Messenger RNA from Drosophila sechellia, 5810 nucleotides. RefSeq names its product Ca[2+] channel Muscle-specific alpha2/delta subunit (gene Ca-Ma2d). Gene Ontology annotation, molecular function: voltage-gated calcium channel activity. Gene Ontology annotation, cellular component: voltage-gated calcium channel complex. Bases 594 to 4244 code for a protein of 1216 amino acids. Lineage: Eukaryota; Metazoa; Arthropoda; Insecta; Diptera; Drosophilidae. The record is from RefSeq and is a predicted model, not a curated record. The transcript is spliced from 11 exons.